CCCAUCAUCCUCUGGGAGUCCGGGCCCAGGCUUCCGCUCCUCUCUCCCUCCGCAGCCCCCGACAGGCCGACCCGAAUCCCCUUUUCCGCCACCGCCUGCGCCGCCCGCCGCGCAAACCGCCACCAUGGACGAGGCCCUCGCCGCCGUCCUCUCCUACCUCCCGCCUCCCGCCGUCUCGUCCUCCUCCAUCCUCUCCUCCCCCUUCCCCGCCGCCUCCCCCGACGGCGAGGAGGAGGACCGCGUCGGCCUCCUUCCCGACGCGAUCCUCCGCAACAUCGUCUCUCGCCUUCCCAUCAAGGAUGCUGCCCGCACCGCCGUGCUCUCCUCCCGCUGGCGCCAUAUCUGGACCUCCGCCCCUAUCGUCCUCGACGACGGCGCCGGCGGACUCGCCCCCGCCGCCGCCGCCGCGGCGCUCGCCUCCCACCCGGGCCCCGUCCUCUCCGCGCGCCUCGCCCCCUCGGAAGACGCCGAGGUCGUCGCCUCUGUCUUCGCCUCCCUCGCUGCCAGGGACGUCGAGGACCUCCUCGUGGUGGUCAAUGGCUCCUGGCCCGUCGAGUGGCGCGUCCCCUCCGACAUCCUCGGCUGCGCGGCCCUCGGCCGCCUCUGGAUCGGCCUCUGCCAGUUCCCGGACACGUCCGGCGCCGCUCCGGCCCUCCUGAGCUUGCGGGAGCUCGGCAUUGUCCACUCCACAGUGCAGGAUCGCGAUCUCCACGCCUUGAUCCCACGCUGCCCCGUGCUCGAGAUCCUCGCGUUCGCGCUCAGUCAGGACUACCCGAGAUACGUCCACAUCUGGUCGUCGAGCCUCCGCUGCGUGGUGAUUUGGAAGUCUAUGCUCAGGGAGGUACACCUUGACGAUGCCCCCAACGUGGACCGACUGCUGGUGGAGCCGAUUGCUGAUGCCGCCACACACAUCAAGAUCAUUAAAGCACCAAAGCUGAAGAUGCUUGGUUACUUUGAUGUUGGAUUGCAUCAGCUCAAGAUCGGUAAUACUGUCAUCAAGAUUGAUACAAAGGUGAAGCCAAGCGCAAUGGUUAGGACCCUCAGGACAUUGGCACUGAAGGUUCAGUUUGGAGUCGAGGAUCAAGUGAAGUUGGUUCCCACCUUGCUCAAAUGCUUCCCAUGCUUAGAGACAUUGUAUAUCAUGUCGGUUCCUUCUGAAGCGCCGCUCAAUGUUGACAUAGAAUUCUGGGAUCAAGUUGGCUUCACAGAAUGUGUAUAUUCACAUCUAAAGAAGUUGGUGCUAGAAGCUGUGCGAGGCGAGGAUAGUGAGCUGGCAUUUGCAAAGUUUGUCAUGGAAAGAGCUCAAAUGCUGGAGGAUAUGCGUGUCUUAGUGGAUGGCAGUUGUUCAAGAGAUGUUGUUCUAAGUCGUUUGUCUUCGGAAGGGUGUGUAUCAGCAGAUGCUACAGUUCUGGUGGAGAGGCACGAUGGGACUGCAUGGACCUUCCAGAGAGCCAUUGACUUGUUGCAGAGUGACCCAUUUGGUUGCUGAACCUGGAGGUCUUCCAAUUGCAGCCAAUAACCACAGCAGACUUCCACCGAAACAGCUCGUCGGGGACAUACCAGGCCCCAAUGAGUUGAAUCAAGGAACAUGAUAUGCGCGUGCUUUGUAAAGCUUUGUUGUGUUGCUGUCAUGUUGUAUCUGUACUUGUGAAGGAGCAUGAUCCAUGUUGCUAAUCCGUUUGAUUCUUAGGAUUUUAAGCGUUUGAGUUCAUUCUCUGUAUGUUCUUCUCAACUUUACACCGUGUAUGGUAACAGCUGCGAUUCUUAGCAAGGCAGUCAAAAUGAGAAGUUGUGAACAAGAGAAAUGACCUCAUUUUGUGGUUAUUGACUUAAGAUACUGAAAUUGUAGAGUUGGUACAUGCGAAGUGAGGAAUGCGCUAUGCCUGUAGCAAUGAAUUGGGUGAUAGAAAUGAUGUCAGCUUGCAAGAUACUCACUCCUUUUCAAAUUA
Messenger RNA from Setaria italica (foxtail millet), 1949 nucleotides. RefSeq names its product F-box/FBD/LRR-repeat protein At1g13570. The record is from RefSeq and is a predicted model, not a curated record. NCBI's taxonomy places the organism in Eukaryota, Viridiplantae, Streptophyta, Magnoliopsida, Poales, Poaceae. Bases 125 to 1489 code for a protein of 454 amino acids. Gene Ontology annotation, molecular function: protein binding. The transcript has 4 exons.